This is a messenger RNA of Synchiropus splendidus (mandarinfish), 3506 nucleotides long. It is a transcript of the gene jade1, whose product is annotated as jade family PHD finger 1. Lineage: Eukaryota; Metazoa; Chordata; Actinopteri; Syngnathiformes; Callionymidae. Gene Ontology annotation, biological process: regulation of transcription by RNA polymerase II. The transcript is spliced from 12 exons. Gene Ontology annotation, cellular component: histone acetyltransferase complex. Bases 364 to 2859 code for a protein of 831 amino acids. The record is from RefSeq and is a predicted model, not a curated record.
CGCGUAGUUUUUAUAUACUGGAUGACUUGCCAAUGUUGAAGGCUUUGGUCGAGUAAGACCGUCUUGUCUUGUGAAAGUAUAACUCCAACCAGUUGCAUAGACAGUGGAAGGUGAAACGCGCUUCAGUCAACUCGCAUCCAACAAAGAAGAAAUGAGAGCUUUGUGAAAGCGCAGUCGUUGCUGCCCCCGAGUGGCGCACCAGUGCAACUGCAGUGCUCCAGGGUCAGCGGCGCUCUGUUUGUGUAUGUGGAAUGCGGGUCAAGCGGAACUCCCGGCCCAAACUGCUCUCCAGAUCAAGUCCAAAGCGCGGCUUGCCUCCCACUGACGCUCUCUCUAAGGCCAGGCGUCGUCUGAGGGGCCACCAUGAAGAGAAUCCGACACCCCAGCAGCAGCGAUGACUCUGACAAUGGAAGGAAGAAAAAGAACUGCAAAUUGAAAAGUAAGAGCAAGAGGAAAGCCAUCAGGAGACAGUGUAACUCGACUUGCUGGUCGCAGAACUCAUCACAGCCCAGGAGAGGGACUGGACAGAAACCUUCUGAAGUUUUCAGGACGGAUCUCAUCACAGCCAUGAAGAUCCAUGAUUCAUGCCAACUUAACCCAGAGGACUUUUGCGUCCUUGCGGACCCAUGGAGGCAGGAGUGGGAAAAGGGUGUCCAGGUCCCUGUCAGUCCUCAGUCCAUCCCGCAGCCUGUUGCCAGAGUUCUGGCAGAGAAGGAGAAGGAAGUCAUGUUCACACGACCAAAGAAAUUGAUUCGGACAUCGGGUACUGAGGCGCUGGGCUACGUGGACAUCCGGACUCUGGCAGAGGGGAUGUGUCGGUACGAUCUGAACGAAGAAGACGUUGCAUGGCUGCACAUCAUCAACCAAGAAUUUGCCAAAAUGGCUUUGCCUCAGCUGGACGAGAUCAGCAUGGAGCGGGUGAUGGAAGAGUUUGAACGGUGUUGCCACGAGAACAUGACACACGCCAUGGAGACCGAAGAGGGUCUGGGCAUUGAGUACGACGAAGACGUCGUUUGUGACGUGUGCCAGUCACCUGACGGGGAGGACAAUAACGAGAUGGUGUUCUGUGACAAGUGCAACAUCUGCGUCCACCAGGCGUGUUAUGGCAUCCAGAAAGUACCAAAAGGCAGCUGGUUAUGUCGGAUCUGUGCCCUUGGCAUUGUGCCAAAAUGCCAGUUAUGUCCAAAGAAGGGCGGCGCGAUGAAGCCGACCCGCAGCGGGACGAAAUGGGUCCACGUCAGUUGUGCCUUGUGGAUUCCCGAGGUAAGCAUCGGGAAUCCGGAAAAAAUGGAACCAAUUACCAAUGUGUCCCACAUUCCCAGCAACAGAUGGGCUCUGAUCUGCUGCCUCUGCAAAGAGAAGACCGGAGCGUGCAUACAGUGCUCAGCCAAAAACUGCCGGACUGCCUUUCAUGUGACCUGCGGCCUCCAUGCCAGCCUCGACAUGAGCACCAUCCUCACCGAAGAGGACGAGGUCAAGUUCAAGUCCUUCUGUCCCAAACAUUCAGGGCUCGAAGGCGCCGAGUCCAAGGAACAAGAUGAGGACGAGGAAGAGGACGACUGCGUAAAAGAGCAGACGGGAAAGAGAAAAGGACGAGUCCGAGAGGAGCAAGGCGCCUCUUGCUCGUCAUCCAGCCUCCUCCUACAACCCAGCCAGCCACGGACGUCCAGUGAGCAGGAGAAGCAGGUCAACCUGCGAAAACUCAAGCUGCAGGAGAUGGAGGAGGAGUUCUACCAGUUCGUUCAGGUGGAGACGGUGGCGAGGGAGUUGAAGGUGGCACCGGAAGCGGUGGACUUCCUCUAUCAGUACUGGAAACUGAAGCGCAAAGCCAACUUCAACCAGCCACUUCUCACUCCCAAGAAGGAUGAGGAAGAAAGUCUGGCACGCCGUGAGCACGAGGUGCUGCUGAGGCGCCUUCAGCUCUUCACUCACCUGCGGCAAGACCUGGAGAGGGUGAGAAACUUGACCUACAUGGUGACGCGGAGAGAGAAGUUAAAACGCUCCAUAUGUCGAGUCCAGGAGCAGAUCUUUCAGCACCAAGUGCGACUCUUGGACCAGGAGCUGCUUCGAGGCAAUCCAUCAUCCAAGGGUUUGGAGAAGUUGGCUUCUCAUGACAGCUCGACAUCUCAGGGUUCCCAGUCUCGCUGGGGUCACAGUGGGCUAAAGACCAAACGAUCUUUCAAGAAGGAAAAGAGGAAAAACCAGGACAAAAUGGUUUCUCCCUCUCAGCACUCUGAGGAGGCGGAUCCAAAAAUCCAGCUCCAGAGUUUGAACAGAGAGUCAAAGCAGGACAUGUUGAGGACGUCUGUUCUGAAUCGACGGAAGAAGGAGUCGGAGCAGCAGAGGAUGGAGAGCGUGAAUGGCCAGUGGAGACACAAGUUGGCCGCCGGCAAUUUGGAGAAAUCUGUGUCAGUGCGGCUGGUGGACAUCAAACACUCCGACUUUCAAGGUCGGUGUGUUAAUGGCAGAGCGUCCCAACAGGCGCCCUCCUCAGUGGACCUCAACACGCCCAUCUCCAAACCUCAGUGCGAGGUGGUGAACGGCUGCCUGAGGAAGUCGGCGCACGCCAACGGCUCGCACCUGUCUCACAGCGGACAUCUCAAAGGCUGGGGGAAGUUCCGCAUCCCCAAAAGGAGCGAGAGGAGUGCGAAAGAGCUGCUGCGGCCCUUGACCAACACGCCGGAGCCCUCGCAGCCUAGGACGCGGCUCCGCGCCGCGCCCGACCACGACGGCUACGACUCCAAAUCCGCCGUGGAGCCGUGUUUGAAAAGAUGCCACUCUCACCAGCUGCGCGGCGACUCGGCCCUCACCCGCCGCUACGUGUCGGAUAUCAUCCGCCGAGGCGUGUUUGCCUCCUGAGAGCACCUCCGCCACGUCGUCAGACGAAAAUCAACAAUUGCUCUUUAUUUUUCUUGAUGAAUACUGAGAAUGCCUAGUUUAUAAAGAGAGUUGAUAUUUAUUUUUUAUUCGUAAAAAUUGUGAGACUUUAUUUUGAGCUAGUUUUAUUUUUCCAAUAGUAGAAUGAUGUCAAGUUGCCACUUAAUAUGCUUGCAGAUGUGAACAAGCAUCACUGAGAGACAUUGUGAUUGUUGCUUGGGACCAUGAGCUUGGAGUUUUUCUUUAAGUAUUAAACCCAGUCAGUUGCACUUCAUCACACAGCCCAUCACAACCGACGCGCACUCGAAGCUUCAUCUGGUGUGAAACACAGUUUGACUUGGCGCUUUUCUUUUUAACACCGCUCCUCACCACAAGCUCAACAUCCAGACACGCCACCCAAAUCCGAACGACGCCGACGUCAGCACUUAAGUGUAAUUGAACCCAUCAUGUGCCUAAAACUUUGAUUUGAAGCAUUUGCACUACAAGAGGACGGCACUGGUGCGGGUUCUGACCAGUUAUUUUUACAAAUGAAAUUUAAUAACGGCUCCUCUUCAGCCGCUGCUGUACUACUGUUGUUAUGCAAAGUGAGUCUCCGUUUGUCUGAAAAAGGGAAUAAAGACUCCGAAGAA